This is a messenger RNA of Neltuma alba, 1089 nucleotides long. Its product is annotated as probable O-methyltransferase 3. The record is from RefSeq and is a predicted model, not a curated record. Gene Ontology annotation, molecular function: O-methyltransferase activity; protein dimerization activity. Bases 1 to 1089 code for a protein of 362 amino acids. The transcript is spliced from 2 exons. Lineage: Eukaryota; Viridiplantae; Streptophyta; Magnoliopsida; Fabales; Fabaceae.
AUGGAUUUGCAAAAUGGAUCUGGGGUAAACGAGUUGUUCCAAGCCCAUGCCCACGUAUGGAACCAAACCUACAACUUCAUCAAUUCCAUGUGCCUUAAGUGUGCAGUUCAACUGGGCAUACCAGAUCUCAUCCACAAUCAUCCCCAACCCUUCAUGGCUCUCUCUCAACUCACAGCUUCCCUACCAAUCAAUCCUGCAAAAGCAAACAGUAUCAGACAGCUCAUGUCCAUUCUCACACAUUCAGGUUUCUUCCACAAAAAGAAACCUAAUGAAGAUGGAGAAGAAGAAGAAGAAGAAUCCUACGCCAUGACUUACGCCGGUAGGCUUCUUGUAAAGGACAACCCCUUGAGUAUGACCUCUUCUUUGCUUCUUUCACUUGAUCCUAUUCAGAUGGAGCCUUGGCAUCAUUUGAGUACUUGGUUCCAGAAUGAUCACCCUACCGCAUAUCACACAGCACAUGGAAUGGCUAUUUGGGAGUAUGCAAGCCAUAAUUCAAAGCUCAAUAAUUUAUUUAACAACGCAAUGCUGUGUGAUUCUCGCCUGGUGUCAAGUGCCAUGCUUCACAAGCUGAAGUGGGUGUUCGAGGGGUUAGAGUCGCUGGUUGAUGUUGGAGGAGGCACAGGAACUAUAGCGAAGGCCAUAGCUCAAUCCUUCCCAACCAUGAAAUGCACUGUGCUCGAUCUUCCACACGUUGUCGCUGGCUUGAAAGGCACCAACAAGUUGAACUACGUUGGAGGUGACAUGUUUGAGGCAAUUCCUCAAGCAGAUGCAGUUCUACUGAAGUGGGUCCUGCAUGAUUGGGGUGAUGAAGAAUGUGUGAGGAUACUUAAGAAGUGCAAGGAGGCGAUUUCAGGCGAUGGGAAGAAGGGUAACAAAGUGAUCAUCAUAGACAUGGUGGUGGAUCAGGAGAAUAAAGAUCAUGAAUCGGUGGAGACACAACUUUUCUUGGAUAUGCUGAUGAUGGUGCUUUUUACUGGAAGAGAAAGAAGUGAGAAGGAAUGGAUCAAGUUAAUUUGCUCCGCUGGUUUCACUGAUUUCAAGAUAAGUCGUGUUCUGGGUUUAAGGUCUAUCAUUGAAAUUUAUCCUUAG